This is a messenger RNA of Dictyostelium discoideum AX4, 1866 nucleotides long. RefSeq names its product G-protein-coupled receptor family protein (gene fslH). Gene Ontology annotation, molecular function: transmembrane signaling receptor activity. The coding region runs from base 1 to 1866 and encodes 621 amino acids. Gene Ontology annotation, cellular component: membrane. The record is from RefSeq and is a predicted model, not a curated record. Lineage: Eukaryota; Evosea; Eumycetozoa; Dictyosteliales; Dictyosteliaceae. Gene Ontology annotation, biological process: cell surface receptor signaling pathway. The transcript is spliced from 2 exons.
AUGAAUCUGAAAUUUUAUAACUUAAUUUUUUUUAUUUCAUUUUUAAUAUGUUGUAUACAUGGGCAAAGGUACUUACCUGUUGAAGGAGGAAAAUGUGAAAAAUAUAUAGGAGAUGGGGAUAGUGGAAAAAGGAUUUGUAAUGGAUACUUGGCUAACCCUGAUUCAGUAUAUGUACAUAAUAAAACCCAACAAGAAACACUAAAAGAUUUAAGAAGUUUAAUUAAUCUUUUAGAAUUAAAUAAUCCUAGUAAAGAAUGCAUAAAUCCAAGUAAUUAUAAGAUUAUGUGUGCAAUGAUGUUUCCAGAGUGUAUUGAAAUAAAUGGAACAAAUAUAGUGAAACCUAUCACAUUACCAAUUUAUACAUGUAAUAGUUUUUGUAAAGAAGCAUUAGUUACAUGCUCAGUUCCUAAUACAAUAGCAUCAUGUGAUGGUGGGACAAAUCUACCAAUUCAACUUCCAUAUACACCAAUUGAAUGGGUUAAAUAUAAUCUAACUAUUUAUGGAGGCGUUGAUGAUUAUAGAGUAAAUUGCACAGAUCCAACACUAAUAAGCGACAGUGGUAGUAGUAGUGAAAUAGAAGUUGGUUGUGUUGAACCCUUAAUUAAAAGACCGACCAACGAUACCAAAGGUGAUUUGGAGAAAGGCUAUUUCUAUGUUAAUAGUCAAUGUGUAAUAAAUUGUCCAGUAACGGGAAUGCAUCCAAAAUCAGUUUGGAAUCAAAUUUUCAAGAUUAAUGAUGUAUUAUCGAGUAUAUCAUUAGCAUGUACAUUGAUUCUAUUAUUUACAUUUGGAAUAUUAAAUCCAAAAUUAAAUAGAUUUGAUAAAAAGAAUUUAUUUUUCAUUGCCGGUGUAUUUGGAAUGUCAGUUUCAGGUGUAUUAAUAGCAGCCAAUGGUUCAGAGAAAACUGUAUGUCCAACACCUGAAAGAUAUGCUGUUAAUACCGAUAGAGUAUGUGUUGCAUCUGGAUUUUUAGUACAUUUCUCCGCUUUAUUUGCAAUUCUAUGGUGGACUAUUGGUUUAGCAGAUGUUUAUUAUGGAAUUAAAUUUGUUGGAAAAAAGAUUAAAAUUAAGGUUCGUUACUAUCUUUUGGCAACAUUAACUAUAUCAUUGGCAUUUACAUUGGUUCCAUUAGGUACUGGCCAAUAUCAAGCUGGUCUUUCAAAUGUUAUGUGUUUCCUAAAGGAUGAAAUUUAUCAAUCAAUGACAUUUUUUGUACCACUUGGUAUUUGUUUAACCAUGGGUACAAUAUUAAUGAUAUUAGUAAUGAGAGAGAUUUAUGUAAUUGUAAAAUCAAAUUCAACUUCUUCCUCCUUUUCCUCCUCCUCCUCCAAAUCCAAAUCCAAAUCCAAAUCUUCAGAUUCAAUAUCAUAUCUUAAACUUCAAGUUAAACCAAUGUUAAAUAUUAUAUUAUUUUAUUUUACAUUUCUUUAUCUUUUCCUAUUUGUUCGUGUUAUCAAUAGUAGAUAUCAAGAAUAUGAAGAUUCAGCAAUUCCCUAUAUGCUUUGUUUAGCAAAAGGCGGUGGUGACUCUUGUCGAUUAAAAGGUCCAUCUGCUGGUUCAUUAGGUUAUUUCGCAUAUUGUUUACGUAUCUAUGGUAUUUAUCUUUUCAUAAUUUCUUUCUUAUCAUCUCGUACCAUAAAGAUUUGGAAAGAAUCAAUCAUUUUAAAUAAUGCUUUUGUUACUCCAAUCAUUAAAUUCAUUGAUUCUUCCUUCAGUAAUAGAUUCUCAUCAAGUAAAAAUACCUCUACUACUCAAAAUUCAACUUUAAAUAAUACUGAAAGUGAUACAAGUAAACGUGGUAAUUCUUCUGCUGUUUCCAUAAAUUUAGAAUCUAGAAAUUAUAAUACUGAUGAUGAUGAUCUUUAA